AUGGCUUUGGCGCCGGUGGAGUUCGUGGGCGCGAGGGACGGCGGGGAGGCGCUCUACUGCGCCAUCAUACUGUGGUUGUCCGUCAUGUCGUGGACCAUCUUCACCUGCGGCGGCGGGAGGAGGAGGAAGGGCCGUCGGGGCAGCCGGGACACCAAGGUCUUCAUCGGCGCUGACCGCCUCUGCGACGGCACCGGGCCCAACUGCAGCGGCGGCUACGGCCUCUGCGGCUCCUGCGUCGACUAGCCUGGCCGAGCCGCCGGCCCCUGCCUACGUUUGGGCUUUUGGUUGGUAAGAGCAUCUCCAGCCGUUGGCCCCCCAGGACGCAUAAAAAUCGCCCCCUGGGGGCGAGCCGGCGCUAAAUCCGCGCUGGGGGCGGCGUCGCCCCAGGCGCCAAAAUU
Triticum aestivum (bread wheat) is the source of this 398-nucleotide messenger RNA. RefSeq lists its product as uncharacterized. Bases 1 to 243 code for a protein of 80 amino acids. Lineage: Eukaryota; Viridiplantae; Streptophyta; Magnoliopsida; Poales; Poaceae. The transcript has a single exon. The record is from RefSeq and is a predicted model, not a curated record.